Polyodon spathula (Mississippi paddlefish) is the source of this 2779-nucleotide messenger RNA. RefSeq names its product septin-6. Gene Ontology annotation, biological process: cytoskeleton-dependent cytokinesis; cilium assembly. Gene Ontology annotation, molecular function: GTP binding; molecular adaptor activity; GTPase activity. Gene Ontology annotation, cellular component: cell division site; microtubule cytoskeleton; septin ring. The transcript has 10 exons. The record is from RefSeq and is a predicted model, not a curated record. Lineage: Eukaryota; Metazoa; Chordata; Actinopteri; Acipenseriformes; Polyodontidae. Bases 73 to 1362 code for a protein of 429 amino acids.
GGUGUAACAGUUUUCCUCUGUGCUGAUGCUGCCCGUGUUUCCUGUUUAGGAUCGGUUUGCAACUAGCUAACCAUGGCGGCGACAGAGGUAACUCGGCAAGCGGGAGAAGGUCUUCGUACUGUUCCUCUGUCUGGUCAUGUGGGCUUUGACAGCAUGCCGGACCAGCUGGUUAACAAGUCCGUUAACCACGGCUUCUGCUUCAACAUCCUCUGUGUGGGUGAAACUGGUCUGGGGAAGUCCACUCUGAUGGACACUCUGUUCAACACCAAGUUUGAAGGGGAGCCCGCCCAGCACAGCCAGCCCGGAGUCCAGCUCAAAUCCAACACCUACGAGCUACAGGAGAGCAACGUGCGCCUCAAACUCACUGUGGUCAACACCGUGGGGUUCGGAGACCAGAUCAACAAGGAGGAGAGCUACAAGUCAGUCGUGGAGUUCAUUGACACGCAGUUCGAGGCCUACCUUCAGGAGGAAAUGAAAAUCAAACGCACGCUCCACAGUUACCAUGACUCCCGGAUCCACGCCUGUCUGUACUUUAUAGCCCCCACUGGCCACUCGCUGAAGUCCCUCGACCUGGUCACCAUGAAGAAGCUGGACAGCAAGGUCAACAUUAUACCAGUCAUUGCCAAAUCAGAUGCCAUCUCCAAGAGUGAACUGACGAAAUUCAAGAUCAAGAUCACAAGCGAGCUGGUCAGCAACGGCGUGCAGAUCUACCAGUUUCCCACCGAUGACGAGACUGUAGCCGAGAUCAACGCCAACAUGAAUGCCCAUUUGCCAUUUGCGGUGGUUGGAAGCACUGAGGAAGUGAAGAUUGGGAACAAGAUGGUGAAAGCUCGGCAAUACCCCUGGGGGACAGUCCAGGUUGAAAAUGAGAAUCACUGUGACUUCGUGAAGCUGAGAGAGAUGCUGAUCCGAGUGAACAUGGAGGACCUCCGCGAGCAGACCCACGCCCGUCACUAUGAGCUGUACCGGCGGUGCAAACUGGAGGAGAUGGGCUUCAAAGACACGGACCCCGACUGCAAGCCCUUCAGUCUGCAGGAGACGUACGAGGCCAAAAGGAACGAGUUCAUGGGAGAGUUGCAGAAGAAGGAGGAGGAGAUGAGACAGAUGUUUGUCCAGAGAGUCAAGGAGAAGGAAUCUGAGCUCAAGGAGGCAGAGAAGGAGCUGCAUGACAAGUUUGACCGCUUGAAGAAGCUGCACCAGGACGAAAAGAAGAAGUUGGAGGACAAGAAGAAGCUCCUGGACGAUGAGCUGAACGUCUUCAAGCAGAGGAAGACGGCCGCUGAGCUGCUUCAGGCACAGGCGCUGCAGGCAGGAGGCUCCCAGACCCUCAAGAAGGACAAGGAGAGGAAAAACUUCUUUUAAAUCUGUCUUCGCCACAUGUUUGAAGAGGGGGAUUGCAGCUUCUACAAGAAUAUCCCGUUUGUCGGGUUUAACUUUUAUUCUGUGUGUCCUGUUUUUUUUUUUUUUAAGCAAACCUUUAUGUGAGCUUUACAUGGUAUAUGUUUGUUUUUUUACACAGUUCCAGCCUCAGUAUUAUUGCAAAAGGGCCUUGAAGACCUUUGAUGGUCGUUUAUAAUGAUCUAAACAGCUAUGGAUACUUGAUACUGUCUUCCCUAAACUGCUCGCAGGAUUUAUUUGUGGCAAAUGCCAGGAAUAAUACUGAGAGGUGAUGUCCAGAUCCAACAUCAUGGCAUGGCUGAAUGGCCAUUGUUUCAUUUAUAAGGGCUUUUCAUUGAGAUACAUGUGAUCCAGGGAUUCCGUGAGGUCACUGUUCAUAGUGGACAGAUGGCCGCCUUCCAAAACUAACAUUGCAACUGGCAUCUACAGGUCUAGAAAGAACAAUGAACUGUAGGAUUGUUUGAUUCUCCACACACACACACGUCAAUGGGGCUAGCAUACACAGCAGCUAGCGCUAUCUCUGUUUCAAACCCAUCACACAGAACACAGCAGGGAUGCCAGUACAAUAAAUUGUCUGAAAAAUGUGCGAUAGAAAAUGUCUCGUCAGUGUUGUGGAAUAAUGGAUUGCGGAUUAUGUAUUCGAACACUGUAGAGCCAUCGUGAAUUGCAGGGUGAAACGGAUUCAAUCAUAGUGCUUGUACGUGCAUUGUAAGAAAUAUUUUAUAGAUGCAAGUCAGUUAGCUGUGUUUGUUUCAUAUACUGAAGAAAUGAAAUACCAUGUGGACCCACAUUCAGAGUCUCUCCAGCGUGCUUUUAGUAUUUCCUGUCUAAUCUGUAUGGUCCCUGCAUGUCUCCCCGGCACUGUCUUCUGUCAGACUUGUUUAACUGAACUCUUAUUUUGUAAUAAUGAAUUUUUGCACUGCUCAUUUCCAGAAGAAAUGACUGGAUCCCUCUUUGGUACUGAGUUGUGACCCUUGUUUUUGUGUUAAAUUAUAAACAGAAAAGAUGAAUGUUUUAAUUUCUGUACAGUUUGAUACAUUUGUUUGCAAAAUACGCUGCCGUCUUGACAGAUGUAUUCAAUCAUCUGGAAUGAGCGAGUGCCAGGAAUGGUGUGGCUUGCAUAGCUUAUUUAUAUACUUUAUAGUAAAUCUAUUUUGUGCAGUAAUACUCAAAAAAACAAAAGUGAAAACUUGCAUAAGAAUUUUAAAAUGACUAUUGACUGUUCUUCAUACAGAGCUUUCUUUUUUUUUUUCCUUGUUUAAACCUUUUUGGUCAAAGUUAGUGUCCUAGUUUGGAUGCCAUGUAUGUCAGAAGAGGUUCUCCCAUACAUCAGAGUUGAGCACUUCACUGUAGUAUGAUAGCACUAGUGAACAUUUUCAAU